Cucurbitaria berberidis CBS 394.84 is the source of this 2331-nucleotide messenger RNA. RefSeq lists its product as uncharacterized. Gene Ontology annotation, cellular component: cytoplasmic vesicle; TRAPPIII protein complex; phagophore assembly site. Lineage: Eukaryota; Fungi; Ascomycota; Dothideomycetes; Pleosporales; Cucurbitariaceae. The transcript has 2 exons. Gene Ontology annotation, biological process: protein localization to phagophore assembly site; endoplasmic reticulum to Golgi vesicle-mediated transport. Bases 1 to 2331 code for a protein of 776 amino acids. The record is from RefSeq and is a predicted model, not a curated record.
AUGACGCCGCCGCAAGAUGCCACGCCGAAACCGCCAACGUACCCGGCCGACGUGGAGGCGUCCAUGAUACUGCCUAAACAGCGCGCCUCGCCUGCUUCCUCGCUUGCCUCUCUCCCGUAUCGCAGAUCCAACCCAAGCUUGUCCAAGCUCUUUGAAUCCACGACGAGCCUAUCGACUCUGCGCCCCAGCUCCGCCUCUGGCACCGCGACACCGACUGCGACCACAGUACCCGGCUCCGUGUUUUCACCUGGAUCGAGGGCUGGUGGGACUGGGACGCCGAGCAGCCUGCCCCCGGGCGUAUCAGACGAGUACAGGACGCUCAUACAACGAGCCUUUGUGCCAUCCGUGGCUGUCCUGGCCGAUGCGCAGACCGAGGAACUAGUUCGGGCAAAGGGCGUUGAGGGAGGACUACUACAGCUUUUGCGACCUUUUGGCGAAUCAGUGCCUGGCAAAGUCACCAUAAGGGAUAGCAAUGGGGCAAGCAAGAGCUGGGAGGAUUUUGGUGUGCGCUUCGUGGGCGUCGACGAUGCCUAUCCAGAUGUACGUGUGGAUGCAGUUGGUCAGAGAACGUCCUCCAGCUCUCUGCGACGGCCCAGACGGACGGGAGGCGAUGUAGCGCAAAUCGAAGAGCUGGUAGACCGCCACUUGCAGUAUUCCGAGUUCAAUCGCCAUGACCCCGUGUCCGACUACCUGAACAAGGGCGAGCCGGCGGCACACUCUGAGAGCACAUCAUCACCCUUCUACUCCCUUUACCUGCGGCGACUGCUCUCUGGACUACCGGUCGUACCCCAUGAGACAUUCUCACACCCAGUGGCCGGCAUCAUAGCGAUCAGUUCGCGCAACCCACAUCCGAUUGAGGAACUGCGGACCUUGUACAACAGACAGCAUGAUGGAGAUUUACGCUUUCCACAAUGGGUGGAAAAUGAUUUCUUACGAUAUUAUGUGCUAAUUCAUGACGAAGAAACAGGAGACAUUGCAAAAUCAAACCAGACGUUCGAUUCGAUGAAACGACAUUUUGGAUUGCACUGCCAUCUACUGCGACUGAAGAGCCAGCAAUGUAUACCCUCUGACGAUGACAGCGUGCGGCUACCGACUUGUGAAUGGAUGUCUGCGUCAGAAGAGCUAGCAGAGAUUCAGAGACGAGAAACCACAGACGACAUCACCGACCCAGCUCCCUACUUCCCCGACUCAGACAUAAGCAGCCUCCGUACCUUUAUACGCGAAUUAGUUACCCAAUCCAUAAUCCCUAACAUGGAGCGCAGCGUUUCCACAUGGAACGAGCAAAUCCUGUCCCGCCGUCGGGGGCUCAGCGGCCGCUUCAUGUCCCUCUCCAAACGCUGGACACCGUUUGGUUCCUCCCGAAACUCCUCCGCCUCCUCCACUAGCUCACCAAACUCCAACUACGACAGCUUACAGGGAUUCUAUAGACCGGAUGCACCGGAGGCAAUCAUGAGGCGACUGGCGGAUUAUUGCUUUAUGUUGAGGGAUUGGAAGCUAGCGUUGAGCACGUAUGAGAUUCUGAGAACAGACUUUCAGAAUGACAAGGCGUGGAGGCAUUACGCUGGAGCUGCAGAGAUGGCUGCUCUAUCUACUCUAAUGGCACCCACCCCUCUAUCGUCCAAAUCCCGGUCAGAGAAUAUCGAUACGUGGAUUGAGGCUGCAUCGUACUCAUAUACGGACCGCCAACGCAGUGCAGCACCAUACUACGCAUUACGAACCCUCAUGCUAUCCUUCGAACUCCUGCGUUUGCGAGGUUCGAGUGCUGCGGAUGAUGCAGCGCGGUGGGCAACCCGUAUACUAGAGACCAGACUCGUUGGCCCAAUAGGCCAUGUGCUCAUUACAGAGCGAAUAUCAGCUUGCUACUCGAUACGCACAGGCGUUGGAACAUAUAGACUCGGUAGCAGAAGGCGCAAAGCAGCGCUCUGGGCUGUAUUGGCAGCGGAGAACUGGCGGCAUCUCGACAAAUCAUUCCCAGCGGAAAAAUGUCUGGAUACCGCACUCCGGUUGUACAAUCUACAGGUUGACACCCAGGAUGGCGGGAUGGUGAAGCUGCCUUUUGAAGAUAUGCAGGGCUUUUUCGAUGAAUUGAGGCAACAGAUUAUGAGUAUUCGGCUAUCAAACCAAGGGUACACUGCCGAAGAGGACGGCCAGGAAGAGGACGACAGGCAGAGUCCAGACGUCGAAGUAGCGACGGAAACGUUGGACACGAGUCCAAGGGCGCACAGGAAGAGCUUUAUUGGUGCUGUAGCACCUCCAAUAGACGUUGGAUCACUUAGUCCAGCGCUCGAGAGGAAGGAGGAUGUAGAUUCGAAGAGCGAAGGGUUUGAGUAA